AAACUCUUUACAUCCAUUAUUGAAUAUCAGAUUUCAUAUUCAUUGAAAAUAGUUGCUGAUAUUCAUUGUUUUGAUAAAGAAACAUUAUGAACGAUAGUUUGAUUGCAGUUAAAACGAUCAAUCCAACAUGGAACGAAAAACGUCAUAAAUUUCUAAUAAUUUUAAUAGUUUUUGGAAUGAUUUCAAAUAUUGUUCUCAUAGUUAUUGUAUCUCUAACAAAGAGUUUAAUUAAAAACAGUUUCAGACGUUCAUCACGAAAAUGUGGUGAAAUAACAAGAUCAAGUGAUAAAUCUCUUCCACCAAAACAUAUACUUCAAUCUAUAAUAUUAUCAAAAUGUUGUACAAUUUCGAACGAUGAAAAAGAGUUCAUCAUUCGAUCCAAGUCGACACAUUCCUGUUGUGAAUUUGAAAUGAAUUGGGGUUGUUGUUAUUACAAGACUCAAUGUCAUAGUCAUUGUUUCUCAACUUCAUCUAUAGUCACUCCAGUACCAACUACUAUAGAGUUGAAUAUUUUAUCAAGUCAUCGAAAUAGUAGUUAUGCUGAUGAUUCUGUAACAGAAAUUCCAGAAAAAUCAGAAAAUCUAUCUAUUAAUUCAAAAACAAAUUUAGAUCAAUACAAGUUAAAUCAACCAUGUGAAAUAAAUAAAUCUUUUUUUCGAAAUACAAAUCAACACUUAACAAACUAUGAACAAUAUUCCAAUUCUAAUAUGAAUGAAUCAAAUUUAAGUGAUAUGAAAUCAAAUCAAGAAUUAACACUACCUAGUACAUCAAUCCAUUACUGUCAUAGAUCUUUAUCUUCAUUUCCUAAUGAACAAACUAUUCCAGAUCUUGAACAUACUGCAUGGUAUAUUUUAUGUUUUUUAAUAGAAAUUUUAGCAUUUGCACAAAUUGGUUAUUUACUAUUUGAAGAUCUGUUACCAUGGAUAUCAAAUUUAUUAAUAUUUUAUUAUAAUUUUAAUAUUAAAUUAAAAUUAAAUAUUAAUUGUCGUUUAAAACGUAUGUUUGGUACAUUUUUUUUAUUAUUUGAAGAAUGGUGUCUAUUUCUAUUUGGUAUUGAACGUGUUUAUAAUAUUUAUUUAUUAAAUCACUAUGGAUUCAAUAAAAAUACCCAAUCAAUAAUGAAUGAACGUAAUCGAUAUAAAUUACAUUUAUUAAGUAUAAAAAUUUGUACAGGUUUAUUUAUUGCAAUUAUAUUCUCUGCAUUAUGUAAUUAUUUAUGGGUAUUUGGACAAUUUCAUUGGAUUAAUUCAAUUCAUUUAAUGAAUCAAACAUAUAAUAUCACAUUGAUAGAAACGGUUACAUGUAAUGUAAGAUCAGAAUAUUUUAAAUUUUAUUAUUCAUUUCUUAUUUAUUUAGAUCCAUUAUUUUCAUUUAUUAUACCACAUUUAUGUUCAUUAUUAUUUAUUCUGAUUAUUCUAUUACAUUAUUGUCUUCAAUUUAUUUAUCGACGAGUUCAAAGAAAUUCUACAAUACAAACAACUAAAAUAUUAAUAGAAGAUGAUUAUUUCAAUAGAUUAUCAUCUUAUAGAAGCUUUAAUACUUUCUAUAUAAUGAUUGAUCAUUUGACAACAAUCAUAUAUCUUCUUGAUAGUAUUAUUAUUGUGAUAUUAAAAUUAUGGCGUAAUAUUGAAAAAUCAGUAAUGGUAUAUUUUCAUAUUACAUUCAAUAUGAAUUAUUAUAUGAUUAGAAAUGAAUUGUAUCAUUUAGAAUUAUGUUUAAUACCUGUAAUAACAAUAAUAAUUUAUUUAAUAUUUUAUUAUAAAAUAAGAAAAUAUUGUAAAUAA
Molecule: messenger RNA, 1784 nt
Organism: Schistosoma curassoni
Lineage: Eukaryota; Metazoa; Platyhelminthes; Trematoda; Strigeidida; Schistosomatidae
Source: the annotation of a GenBank genome assembly